Molecule: messenger RNA, 2217 nt
Organism: Necator americanus (New World hookworm)
Lineage: Eukaryota; Metazoa; Nematoda; Chromadorea; Rhabditida; Ancylostomatidae
Exons: 21
Coding region: 1-2217 (738 amino acids)
Biological process (GO): anatomical structure development; negative regulation of extrinsic apoptotic signaling pathway in absence of ligand; cell differentiation
Cellular component (GO): nucleus
Molecular function (GO): signaling receptor activity; protein tyrosine phosphatase activity
Source: RefSeq, a predicted model, not a curated record
AUGGAUCCAAAUGUUUCCUCGAAUUCGGUCAGUAUUUGUUCCGCUUGGCUGAUGUUAGAUAUCGUCAGAACGAUGUCAUCAGCUAAACGCAGAUGGUGUAGCUUUCGACCACCAACCUUAACUCCUACCUCGUUCUAUUCCACCGUCUGCAUUGCGUUCCCGAGUGUGCUCGUGCAUGUUAUAGAAUGUCCAAGAGGAUGGACGCGUUAUGAUCGCUCAAAAGCAUGUUUCCUUGUCCUCCCACAGAGGUUACGAUGGGCAGAAGCUGAACGGGCAUGCGGUAAAUCAGGAGGACGACUAGCGUCGAUUACGGAUGAAUACGAGAAUGCAUUUGUUUUCAAUCUGGCGAAAAAAGCAAACCUAACAACUCCAACCGUUUGGCUUGGUCGUUUGGUACGACUUGCACGUACUGGUGCCUAUGAAUGGCAUGACGGCGCUAUUGGACGACAAGCGGAUGGCUUCAGAGGUGAGCCACCAUCUGGCACGGACCUCUGUCUGACGAUGUGGUUGGAUUUCGAUCGUCCGGAAGGAUCGUGGAACGAAUGGGAUUGCGGCUAUGCCACCGGUUACUCGGCGCUGUGCAAGAAAAGUCUUAAAAAAUCGGUUUUUGCAGUUUCCACUCCAACUCCAACUGAUCCAACGGCAGGUCAUCUAUCACAGCGUUGUUGUGUUCAACCGGGAUGUGGAAAACGUUGCUCUGCCAAUGAAAGAUGCAUACCGGACGAUUUGAAUUGCUGGUGGCGAACGUGCUCAGAUUAUGGAUUAGGUCCAUGCAACGGUGCGAUGAGCUCGGCGGCAGCUCUGCUGCCCGGGGCGUGGCCGAGUUCCCGAGCAUACGGUAGCGGCGCGGCGAGCGGCAGCUGGCUGCAUAUCAAACCCGCACGAUUUCUCAACGCUACAGACGGAACAAGCUCAGACGUUGUGACGCCAUCGGUCUGGUCAAUACUUCCGGACACUUCAAAAGAUAUGCCGGCGCCUACAGGUCUUGUCGCUAUCACCGAUCCUACAGCUGCAUUCGGACAAAAUCCGUACUAUAAUAGCGGUUACGGUGCAGCCGGAUAUGGUGUCUAUGGUGGAACUACAGCCACCGCCUCCUACUAUCAACAGGUCGCGACUGGCCUCCGAGCACAAAACGCCUCAUUCCCCUAUGGAAUCGGCACAGCGACCCCGUCAGCGUAUUACGGGAGUUCCUAUCCGACGAGUUUUGACUAUUCCGCAUACAACCCGCAAUAUUAUAAUGGAAUGCGAGCCGGCUACUACGGUAAUGCACUAGCGGCGGGAGCGACAGCGUAUACGGGAUCAGCGCUAUCCUCGGAUACUUCAUCGGAACUUUCGGCAUUCUCACUGAAAUGCGAUAAAAAAGCUGGAAAAGCAGCAAAAAAGAAGAAAACAGGCUCAUGUUCGCCGAGUGAUGCACAUUUUGCUAGGGUUUUCAUUUGGGAGUUGGACGAUAUCUGUACCUUAUCCACAGCAUCCUUAAAUGGUGUAAUUCAUAAGGCACCACAAUAUUCACGGGCCAUCGCACUGCUCCAGAAUCUCGCCACAAGAGUAGUCGCACUUUCCUUCCCAUCAGAUCAACUCGAUGAAUGUGAAUUAUGCAAUGUGGAAGAUGCUGCAUUAGAGGAUAGCCUUAACGAUGGAGCGCUUGUUGAUGGACGAGGUGGAGUGGAAAUGAUGCGACGAUUAGCCAGCAAAUACCUCGCACUACGACAAUUAUAUGUUGAAUGUGCCCUGAAACCUGAAGUUCAAGGAUGCAACUACACGCUAGUGGAACGAUGUGGUAUGACAUCACAGAAGGAAGAAAUUAAUGAAGCAUGUAGACAGGUUGAAUUAUUGUUCGGCGGUAGAACCGAGGCAGCUAGACGAUGCUUAGAAGUGGUAGCACAAAGAACAGCUGUUUCCUCCGAAAAAUAUGCGAAUGUUGUGGUUUGCGCGGAUCCUCUGGUAGCAGCAGUUGCUCAGUUACUACUGGCAGGACUUGCACCAGCAGUGCCCAUAGAGAACAUUUACAGUACCAGUAAAGCAGGGAGGGAAGCUGUGUUGGAUCGAAUCCAGAACAGAUUUGGCAAAAAAUGCAGCUACGUUGUGAUUACAUCUAACCCAGACACUAACAAUAUUGCACGAAAGGAAUCGAUCCCCGUCUGGCCUAUCGUCACCACGGACGACUUCGAGAAGCUGUACACAGCACAAUCGAACUACCUUCUCGGCAGCAUCUAA